UGUUAACAAAACAACACGCGACAGCACACGCACCCAAAUUCCCCAACCAAACACACACACACACACACACAUAAAACCCCAUCCUUUCCUCCAUCUGUCAACUAUUUAACACACUCCUGCACGCACUCUACCACACUCUUUACCCCACUUUCUACCCCACUCAACACACACUUUCUACCCCACUCAAAAACUCUUUCACACAUGAAAAUGGCCAAUACUAGUACUGUAAAUCUGCUGCUCUCCAUCUCCGUUGCCGUCCUCCUGCUGCAGUGUCUCAGUGCAGACCCACAGAGCCACAUGGAGAGGCAGGCGGAUCACAGGGGCGUGCGACUACUGGAUCGCUUCGACAAUCGCUAUCCGGAUGGUAGCUACGAGUACCGCUUCGAGCUGGAUGAUGGAACGGCGCGCUACGAGCGGGGAUACUUUGCCAUGAUCGACAAGGUCAAGACCUUGAUGGUGGUCGGAUAUUACUCCUAUCGCAUGACGGAUGGGCGAUACAUCACCGUCUUCUACAACGCCGAUCAGUUUGGAUACCGUCAGAACCAAUCGAUCACACCUCAGGUGUACCCGAAUCUGCCGCGCUCCAUUGAAGUGCCAAUGGCCAGCAGCGGGACGCCCGGACUACGCUCCCAGUCCCGGUCAGAGUCUGCCUACAGCUCCCCAUCCCCAUCCCCAUACCCCACCACCCGUUCGCCGUCUGAGAGCACCACCACGCCCAGGGGGGCUACGACGAGUCGCAGGGGAGGGCGCUUCUGAGACCGGGUUCAAGUAAUUACUCCUACCUCUUCUUCACCUCGCUCUGUGCCCUGACUACUGAUAUUAUAUUAUUAUGAUUUUAAUUUUUUUUUAAUAUUUUUUUCG
Molecule: messenger RNA, 861 nt
Organism: Drosophila miranda
Lineage: Eukaryota; Metazoa; Arthropoda; Insecta; Diptera; Drosophilidae
Gene: Cpr12A
Product: larval cuticle protein LCP-14
Exons: 2
Coding region: 202-756 (184 amino acids)
Cellular component (GO): chitin-based extracellular matrix
Molecular function (GO): structural constituent of chitin-based larval cuticle
Source: RefSeq, a predicted model, not a curated record